Molecule: messenger RNA, 1484 nt
Organism: Pteronotus mesoamericanus
Lineage: Eukaryota; Metazoa; Chordata; Mammalia; Chiroptera; Mormoopidae
Gene: LUC7L
Product: LUC7 like
Exons: 11
Coding region: 339-1283 (314 amino acids)
Biological process (GO): mRNA splice site recognition
Cellular component (GO): U1 snRNP; U2-type prespliceosome
Molecular function (GO): mRNA binding
Source: RefSeq, a predicted model, not a curated record
GCUCGAGGCCGACGCGACCAUCCUUCGUCAUCGCUGCUGCCGCUGCCGCUGCCUUCAGAGUACCCGUCGCGGCCGUCCCCGCCGCCCCCGCUGCCCCCGCCGGCCACCAUGUCCGCCCAGGCGCAGAUGCGGGCCCUGCUGGACCAGCUUAUGGGCACGGCCCGGGACGGUUCAGUGUAUCUUUGCCUGCCUACAUCAAUCUGCAAGGGAGUUGCAGAAAAGCCUCAUGUUCAUCGAGCCGAGAUGAGACCAGACAGAGGGUGAAGUUUACAGAUGACCGAGUGUGCAAGAGCCACCUUCUGGAUUGCUGCCCCCAUGACAUCCUGGCUGGGACGCGCAUGGAUUUAGGAGAAUGUACCAAAAUCCACGACUUGGCCCUCCGAGCAGAUUAUGAGAUUGCAAGUAAAGAAAGGGACCUGUUUUUUGAAUUGGAUGCAAUGGAUCACUUGGAGUCCUUUAUUGCUGAGUGUGAUCGGAGAACUGAGCUUGCCAAAAAGCGGCUGGCAGAGACACAAGAAGAGAUCAGUGCAGAAGUUUCUGCAAAGGCAGAAAAAGUACAUGAGUUGAAUGAAGAAAUAGGAAAACUUCUUGCAAAAGCUGAGCAGCUGGGAGCAGAAGGAAAUGUGGAUGAAUCCCAGAAAAUUCUUAUGGAAGUGGAGAAAGUCCGUGCAAAGAAAAAAGAAGCUGAGGAAGAAUACAGAAAUUCCAUGCCUGCAUCCAGUUUUCAACAGCAGAAGUUGCGUGUCUGUGAAGUCUGCUCAGCCUACCUUGGUCUCCAUGACAAUGACCGUCGUCUUGCUGACCACUUUGGGGGCAAAUUGCACUUGGGGUUCAUUCAGAUCCGCGAGAAGCUUGAUCAGUUGAGGAAAACUGUGGCUGAAAAGCAGGAGAAGAGAAAUCAGGAUCGCUUGAGGAGGAGAGAAGAGAGGGAGCGGGAGGAGCGGCUCAGCAGGAGGUCCGGAUCAAGAACCAGAGAUCGCAGGAGGUCACGUUCCCGGGACCGGCGUCGGAGGCGGUCAAGAUCUACCUCCAGAGAACGACGGAAGUCUUCCCGGUCCUGGUCCCGAGACAGACACCGGCGCCACCGCAGUCGUUCCCGGAGCCAUAGCCGGGGCCACCGCCGGGCUUCCAGGGACCGGAGUGCGAAAUACAAGUUCUCCAGAGAGCGGGCAUCAAGGGAGGAGUCCUGGGAGCGAGGGCGGAGCGAGCGCCGGGCCACCGACUGGAGGCUCGAGAGCUCCAACGGAAAGACAUCGGAGGAGAAGGAGGCUGGCGAGAUCUGAGUCCAUGCCCAGGCACUGUAAAUAGUCUGAUAAAUGUUCAACACAGCUUGAAGUUACCCUUUAUAUUUGCUGAAUACAACUCAUCUUUUAUAGUUUAAAAUUUCUAUUGUUUUGGAGCUAGCUGUGAGUUUCUAGAGAUGUACAGAAUUGCUCCUGUGUUCUUGGGUUAUGUUUAGUAGGAAUAAAUAAACCUGAAGACUG